Messenger RNA from Drosophila eugracilis, 4698 nucleotides. It is a transcript of the gene drpr, whose product is annotated as protein draper. Lineage: Eukaryota; Metazoa; Arthropoda; Insecta; Diptera; Drosophilidae. The coding region runs from base 716 to 3841 and encodes 1041 amino acids. Gene Ontology annotation, molecular function: scavenger receptor activity; protein binding. The transcript has 12 exons. The record is from RefSeq and is a predicted model, not a curated record.
CGGUCAUACCGGCGAGUGCACGGAAAACGGUUGCGUUGCAGCGCUUUGCUCGAUUUAAAGUAAAUAAAUUAAAUAAAUAAAAUAAUAAAAACCUGCGGGUCGUGCGGUUGUGUGCGCAUACAAAUAAAUUAAAGUAAAUAGAAUAUGCGGUGCUUGCAAAAACGAGUUCCAAUUGAGCAGCAAAAAUAAUUAAAUUGCAUUAAAGAAUUGCGUUGUUGUGCGUCGUCUUUGUUGGUUUCAACGUUUUAGGAUUGAGCGCACGGAAAAUAAUUGUUUUAAUUCAAUGGGAUUACACAUAAAUUGCUAAAUCAGCUAAAAUUUGCAAAUAGUGUGCCAAAAUAAAGAGAGAAGCGAAACUAAAACGAGUUUUUGUGGAUGGUGAGAAAGUCAAAACAAUACGCAGAUAUAUUUAUUGCUUUAUAUGCACGGUGUUGUAAGCAUUUAAAAAUACAAAUCCCCUUGAAAGGCGACGUUCAAAAUUUCGUCAACGUGUAAAUUGAGUGGAAUUCGAUUUUGAGUGCAUUCUUCGGCGUUUGUUUUGAGUGAGAACGUAACCAGUUUACACGGUACUUAUAUAUUACCAAGUUGGAUCUGGCUUAAUCGCAGUUUGAGUCAUCCUGUAAUAACUGUCUGUGAUUAUGAGUUCGAAGUGAUCCACCACUGUAGCUGCAUCAGAAAGAGAAAUCGACUUCAGGACCUGAAACUCACUGCCAUCAUGUUUCGGUUGAUCCUCAUCGCCAGCCUGGCUCAGCUAAUCUUAGCGCAGGCAGAUCUAAAAGAUCUGGAUGGACCUAAUAUAUGUAAAAAAAGAGAAACGUAUCCUGUGGAAGUUGUCUUCACAGAACUGCAAUCUUACCAAGAACGCGGCGCCACUUGGUGCCUAACAUUCCCGUUACGUUGUUCCACCUAUCGCAUCAAACAAAGAGUGGUAAACAAGACCCAGACGAUUAGCAAGAUCCGUUAUGUAAGAGAUUGUUGCGAGGGCUACAUUGCCAGUGCAGGAGAAUGUGUGCCACACUGCUCGGAACCCUGCCAGCAUGGCAGAUGCAUAUCCCCGGAGAAGUGCAAGUGCGAUCAUGGUUACGGAGGACCUGCCUGUGAUAUAAAUUGUCCGCCGGGCUGGUACGGCCGGAAUUGCUCGAUGCAGUGCGACUGUCUGAACAACGCGGUUUGUGAGCCCUUUACCGGCGACUGCGAAUGCGCCAAGGGCUACGUCGGAGAGCGCUGUGCAGACAUCUGUCCAGAGGGCUUCUUUGGGGCCAACUGCUCGGAAAAGUGUCGCUGCGAAAACGGCGGCAAGUGCCACCACGUGUCCGGUGAAUGCCAGUGUGCGCCUGGUUUCACAGGUCCCUUAUGCGAUAUGCACUGCCCGGACGGGAAACAUGGCGCCCAGUGCCAGCAGGACUGUCCCUGCCAGAACGACGGAAAAUGUCAGCCGGAGAGCGGGGCCUGCAUGUGCAAUCCUGGCUGGACUGGCAAUGUGUGUGCCAACAAGUGUCCGGUUGGCAGUUACGGUCCGGGAUGCCAAGAGUCAUGCGAGUGCUACAAGGGAGCGCCCUGCCACCACAUCACAGGAAAAUGCGAGUGUCCGCCCGGGUAUCUGGGAGAGCGCUGUUUCGACGAGUGCCCUUUCAACACGUACGGCUUCAACUGCAGCAUGACCUGCGACUGCGCGAAUGAUGCGACCUGCGAUCGGGCAAAUGGAUCCUGCAUCUGCAAUCCGGGCUGGACAGGAGCAAAGUGCGAGGAGAGGAUAUGUGAGGCUGACAAGUACGGAUUGGACUGCAACAGCACCUGCGAGUGCGACAUGGAGCACACGGACCUGUGCCACCCGGAGACGGGAAAGUGCCAAUGCAGCAUCGGGUGGAGCAGUGCCCAGUGCACCAGACCCUGCACGUUCCUGCGCUACGGUCCAAAUUGCGAACUAACCUGCAACUGCAAGAAUGGAGCCAAGUGCUCACCAGUGAAUGGAACAUGCCUGUGUGCGCCAGGUUGGAAAGGACCUACCUGCGAGGAGAGCUGUGAGCCGGGUACCUUUGGCCAGGACUGCGCCCUGCGCUGCGACUGUCAAAACGGAGCCAAGUGCCAGCCGGAGACUGGUCAGUGUUUCUGUAAGGCUGGAUGGAAGAAUAUCAAGUGCGACCGUCCGUGUGAUCUUAACCACUAUGGACAGGACUGCGCCAAGGUAUGUGACUGCCAGAACAACGCCGCCUGCAAUCCCCAAAACGGAAGUUGCACCUGCGCCGCCGGAUGGACGGGCGAUCAGUGCGAACGGAAAUGCGAUGCUGGAAGAUUCGGACACGAAUGCGAACAGAAGUGCCAGUGCGACUUCAACAACAGUCUGGCCUGCGAUGCCACCAACGGACGAUGCGUGUGCAAGCAGGAUUGGGGAGGCGUUCAUUGCGAGACCAACUGUCGGAGCGGUUACUAUGGUGAAAAUUGUGAUAAAGUUUGCAGAUGCCUGAACAACUCGUCCUGCGAUCCCGACUCCGGCAACUGCAUUUGCUCCCCAGGUUGGACGGGCGCCGACUGCGCAGAGCCCUGUCCGCCAGGAUUCUAUGGCAUGGAGUGCAAGGAACGUUGCCCAGAGAUUCUGCACGGCAACAAGAGCUGCGAUCAUAUUACUGGUGAAAUUCUCUGCCGUACUGGUUACAUCGGACUCACCUGCGAGCACCCAUGUCCCGCCGGACUGUACGGCCCCAGCUGCAAACUCAAGUGUAACUGCGAGCACGGCGGCGAGUGCAACCACGUAAGCGGACAGUGCCAGUGUCUUCCCGGCUGGACCGGCGCAAACUGCAACGAAUCCUGCCCCACGGAUACUUACGGACAGGGAUGCGCCCAGAGGUGCCGCUGCGUGCACCACAAGGUCUGCCGCAAGGCCGAUGGCAUGUGUAUAUGCGAAGCUGGCUGGUCCGGCACCCGUUGCGACGAGGUCUGUCCGGAGGGAUUCUACGGCGAACACUGCAUGAAUAUAUGUGCCUGUCCGUCGGCCAACUUCCAGUGCCAUGCUGCUCAUGGAUGUGUGUGCAGGAGUGGUUACACAGGCGAAAACUGUGACGAGCUCAUCGCCUCCCAACGUAUUGCUGACCAAAGCGACGAUUCGAGCCGAGCUAGUGUUGCUCUGACCUUAGUUCUUAUGACCCUAUUCGCUUGCAUCAUCUUUGCUGUGUUCUUCUACUACCGCCGACGGGUGUCCAAUCUGAAAACGGAGAUUGCCCAUGUGCACUACACCCAUGAGACGAACCCCACAAGCUGGCCACCCAACCACAACUUUGAUAAUCCCGUGUAUGGUAUGCAGGCGGAGACGCGCCUUCUGCCCAACAAUAUGCGUUCCAAGAUGAACAACUUUGACAAUAGGAGCACGAUGAGCACGGAUUACGAUGACUCCAACGCCAGUGGCAGAGUAGGCAGCUAUUCGAUCAACUACAACCACGACCUGCUAACCAAGAACUUGAAUGCGGAUCUAACUAAUCCGAUCGUUUACAAUGAAUCCCUGAAGGAGGAACACGUCUACGAUGAGAUAAAACACAAGGAGGGCUACAAGGACCCCGUGAAAAUUUAUAGCAAGAUUUUGUUUCCCGAGGAUGAAUACGAUCACCUCGACUACUCGCGUCCCAGCACCUCGCAGAAGCCCCACUACCACCGCAUGAACGAUGCCAUGCUCAACAUUAACCAAGACGAGGAAAAACCCAGCAACGUGAAGAACAUGACCGUUCUGCUGAACAAACCGCUGCCACCCACGGAGCCGGAGCCGCAGCACGAGAGCUUCGACAAUACCAACACCAACCUCGACAAUGUGUCGACGGCAUCGCCCAGUUCCAGUCCGGAAUUUCGAAAGUAGACAUCCGGAACAGUCACUUCUCCCGCUGGUUAGCUCUUAAGUCAUCAACAUAUUUUAAUGUGUGUGUAUAGGGUUAACCUAUCCCAACUGGUACAUGCCAACUUUAGUUUACUAUAUUUCCUAGAACCUUAGUUGUUAACGUGAUUGUGUUGUGUAUUUUAGAGUAGCAUUUGUCUUGCAUUCGAUUAUGUUUUCUGUCAUUUUGUAUGUUCGCUCAGUAAGCCAUGUCUGCUCAACAAUUGUAAAUUAUUAUGCAGGGGCCCUUUACAACCCAUCAAUGGUCCUCACUUUUGUAAAUGUCUGCUUCACUGGCUCUAAAUUGUACUAACAUUAACGACUGUACCAUCUCGACUAACAACCUAAUUGAAAUCAUAUUAAAUUAAGUACCUUUAACACCUCUUCCUGUUAAAAUUGUGGAGUGUCUCUGAGACAGACUCGUCGGAUCUAAGGUUGCAAUAAUUUGUAAACAAAUCCAUGCGUAUACACAUUGAUAUCAAUAGCAUAAGCAUAUGGUAUUUAUAUUUUUAAUAAGCAGCUUACGUUUAGAGUGCAUAAACAAUACAUCAAAACCGAUCAUAUUUGGCAUCGAUAUUUUUAAUACGAUGAAAUAUUUAGCAGAAUAAUUGUUAUCAAAAUUAAACGAAAAUGUUUGGCCAAAAUUGUAUAAAACUCAGAUAAAUAGAUUGUAGAUCAAAUAUUAAGAACUAGGUCAAAUAUUGGAACAUUAUGAUUGUGUGAAAGUUAAUCCGAUUAUAACUCUAUCAAGAAAAGCAUUUUAGCAAGAAAUAUGUUAAUCUUUAUAUACACGAAUUCGAUAUUUUCAAAUCGCGAAUAAUAAAACCAUAAAAAUAUUUUAA